UGACGAUGUAACCAUACACACUCGUAUAAAUUUUCUUUCUAUUGUAUUGUUUAACUGACAUUGCUUUUGUUACGACCUCGGCUUUCAUGUCCCUUCAUAAAGAAACGCCGAACAAAUACAUUCUCACGUUUCAUAUGUUGUAGAAGCGCAGGUAGAAUGGUAUACCAUCCAGUGUUAUAGCUGGGAUUUAAAAACGGCCUCAGCAAAUCACGUUGCAGAUACGCUACGGAGACGUAGAGUCCGUAUACCUGCGGCCGAACGUUAUAUGUGAACGCUCAGUUUAAAUGCAGACACCAUGUUACACGCAUCUUCUGGAAGUUGCAUUUGAAUUAUGAUAGUUCUGAAAUGAUCAAUCAUCAUUUACAAGGAGAGUUUCUGGAAGAGUUUGACAAUUUACAACAUAAUCUUCUGAGAGAGUUUGAAAGAUAUUAACAUAUUGCAAUAUCAAUCAUGAAGAAACCAAUCUUAUACAAAGUUGAGACAUACAUUGUGCCUGGAAUGGAGAACUUAUCAAUAAUUAAUGAGCUCGAUGAUCUUAAGACCAAAAAUCAGUUUGAUAUCAAGAGCGAAAGCAUAUUCGAAAACAGUAUGCAAAACGAGAAAGAUACAUCACUCGCUUCGAAUAAUAAACACGAAGAAAUCGAGACGUUUUCCACUGAAGAUAGCACAUUGAUUGGUAUAAAACUCGUGAAAGGCAACGAAGAACGAGAUUCUUUACACGACGAACAUUUGGAUAACGAUAUCAUCAAAUAUUAUAAUGACGCCAAUUCUUGCCGUUCUAACGAACGUGUACAAAAAAAGGAAUUUCAAGCGUCAAUUGGACCGCAGGAGUCAUUGUAUCCUGCGAAACAAUUUAGCAGGACGAACAGUUUGAUGUCGAUUGACGAGAGAAGUGAGAACUCCUUGGACUACAAGCUGAGCAACUUCUGCCGUCACGGUUACAAGAAUGGCUGUACCGCAUCGAUUCCGUCACCUAAAAAAGUCAGCGAGGAGAUCUUCAGAGAAAAUUAUUUGCACAAAAUUGAAAUCCUAAGGAAUCGUGAAACCAUCUUGCGGGAAAAGGAGAUAAAUCUGCAAAAAAGAGAGAGGGAGCUGUUUAGAAAAGAGAAGGAACUAAGGAUCGCAGAGAGACUUUUCAAUGAUAAAAUGAAACAGGCAGAACAGCAGCUAAAAUACCAAAAAAACAUGCUAGUCGAAAAGACCCUGGAGCAAGCGGCACAAAUUUUAUGUGAUAUCAAAAAAUCUAAUAAUCUUGUAGAAGAGAAAAUUAUGAGGAAAGACGAUAUUUUGAGAAAAGAAGAAAUUCCGAGACAAAUAGAAAUUCCCCAAAAAAUUGAAAUUUUGAAAAAAACGGAGAUCCCAAAAAAUCUUCAACCUAUUAUCAAUCCAUGCGAAAAAAAGGAAGAAAAGAUAAUGCAUUCGAUGCGUCCAAAUUCAUUGUCGAAGAAAUCCUUUUCUUCGAAGACUCAUUCGUACGCUACUAUAAGAUACAAAGAGCAACCUAAGAUGAAUUAUGACGAUCUAAAUUCAACGUUGUCAGCUGCCAGCGUAGAUACAUCUAACAUACGGACGUCGGUGCUGUUUAAUCCACUGCUUUAUAAGAAACCAGAUGCAUUCGCAAGAUCAACGAGCGAGCGAUGGACUAGGCACAAAGAUAUCACAGGAAAAUUGCAAAGAGUAACUGAGGAGAAACCCGAACACAUGAUCAAAGAGGAGAAAAUUUUUCGGAAGGUCAGCGAUAACAUAUGCGCUUUGCAGGAGAAGGAAACAAGGUUUCAGAAUUACGGACUCGUAGAUUAUAUUCCAGAUGAUAUUCCGGGCAAGGCAGAACGUAAUAAUAAAAACAAGCUGCCUUCAUAUCUCAAUUUAGAAACUGGCGAGAGAUGUAGCCAUCGAGAUCAAGCCAGCAUUUCCAAGGAUAGGCCAGUCUCCUGGACCACUGAAACGGACAAAUGGAUGCAAAAGCACAAGAUGUACAAUUCAGCGACCAAACAAUCGAUUGAGAAUAAGGAGAACGUCGUGUGCAAUAAACUCUGUAAUGCCAAGAAAAAAACGAAGAAAAAGUCGAAAAAAUUUUCUCUAUAUCCAUAGCACUUCAUGGUAUUAAUAAUACACUAAAAUGAGAAUAAUAAGAGAGUUAUUAUUGAUCAUUUGCAUUAGUUAAUCACUCGUACUACACUGGAUUAAUAUAUAUCAAAGACUGUUUU
Molecule: messenger RNA, 2207 nt
Organism: Mycetomoellerius zeteki
Lineage: Eukaryota; Metazoa; Arthropoda; Insecta; Hymenoptera; Formicidae
Product: DNA ligase 1-like
Source: RefSeq, a predicted model, not a curated record